AAUGACUUCUGAAUUGUUUGCAAUAGUAAAAUGGCUAAAUGACGAAGACAAGGGAACAUACACUGUUGGUGUACCAACACAAUGGAUAAUACAAUUCGAUUAUCAAGAAUAUUGCAUGAAUAGCUGUGAUGCUGAUGAAAGUUAUGUAGUCGAGUGGCGUCAAGGCAAGAAGCCAGCUGGUGGAUGGUUGUGCUAUGAUGCCGUGGUCACAGAUGUUUCUAAAAGUAUAGCUGCGCUCGAAAAAAAAUUUAAGAAUAAUUAUAAAUGCAUAAAAUCACCAAGAUUGGGAGGCUGCUCAGGAAAUCAAAAGUCGUUCAUGGAUGGAUCAGCAGCAGGUUCUACUUCCAACUUUACAAAUGCAACGAGUAUCACAACUGAUAAAAAUGCUAACAAAAAAACAAGCUUAAAAAGACCGCAUUCUAAUAAGGAUGAUGAUAAUGAUAUUGAACGAACCCCUUUGAAUAACUCAUCACCAGUAAGACCUAGAAAUUUAUUCGGAUCAAAUAAUGGUGAGAAUGACAUUGUUAUUCAACUAUUAACCGAGAUGAGAAACAUGCAAGAGAACAUGAGGAACAUUAGGCCGAUACCAAGAGCUGCUGAAAUAAGCGAACUUCUCACAAGUAAAGUCGAUUAUCUAGAAAAAGAAUGUAAAAACACAAAAAUUACGAUCGCCGGACUCGAUUUCUCCACCAAUGACCAUAUAACU
This is a messenger RNA of Cotesia congregata, 706 nucleotides long. The record is from the annotation of a GenBank genome assembly. Lineage: Eukaryota; Metazoa; Arthropoda; Insecta; Hymenoptera; Braconidae.